AAAUCCUCUGGAAAAUGCUUUGCAAACGUUCUCUUCAAGGCCUCCGUCAACCUGGAUUUCAAACACUAUCUCGUCGUUUUUUGAGUGUUACUCAUGAAGACCCUCUACCUGGUACCACUACAGCCAGUAUUGUUGACCAAGAAUUGGGCAACAUCAUCGGCGUCUAUGCUCGUUAUCCCCUUGUUAUGAGCCAUGGUCAGGGCUCUUAUUUAUUUGAUAAAGAGGGUCGUAAAUAUAUUGACUUUACUUCUGGUGUUGCCGUUACUUCUUUGGGCCACGGUCACCCCGAGGUUGCUCGCCUUGCCGCUGAUCAAUGUACCAAGUUGGUUCAUAGUAGCAACUUGUACUACAACGAGCCUGCUAUUGAACUUUCUUCAAAGAUAAACAAAUCUUUAGCUCAAAACAGCAAGAUCUCAUCUCCCAGUAAGAUCUUCUUUUCAAACAGUGGUACUGAAGCCAAUGAGACUGCUUUGAAGUUUGCUCGUAAAGCCGCUUACGAGGGCUAUGGUGAAGGCAAGUCCCAAAUUGUUUAUUUCAACAAUUCUUUCCACGGCCGUUCUCUUGGUUCUCUUAGUAUUACAGCCAACCCCAAAUACCGCCGUGGUUUCGAACCCUUGCUUCCUGAUGUUGUUCAAGCUACGUACAAUGACAUUGAAUCCAUCAAGCAAGUUAUCAAUGAUAAAACCGCUGCUGUUAUCGUUGAACCUGUUCAAGGUGAAGGUGGUAUUUGCCCUGCCAAUGCCGAAUUCUUAGUGGCAUUGCGCAAGGCUUGCGAUAAAUUCAAUGUAUCCUUGAUUUACGAUGAAAUUCAAUGCGGUCUUGGUCGUAGUGGUGACUUCUGGGCUCAUUCUAUCGUUAAAGAUCAAGCUAGCCCUGAUAUCAUCACUAUUGCUAAGCCUUUGGCUAAUGGCUUACCUAUUAGUGCCACCAUUGUUUCUUCAAAGGUAGCUGAAACUCUUCAUGCUGGUGAACAUGGAAGCACUUUCGGCGGUAAUCCCGUUGCUUGCCGGGUCGGUUCUUUCUGCGUCGAUGAACUCAGUUCAUCGAAAAUUUUGAACAAUGUGCGCAAGCAACACAACACUCUUACUUCCCGUUUUGCUGAAUUUACCACCAAAUACCCUAACUUGAUUCGUGGUUACGCUGGUCGUGGUCUUCUUUUAGGUUUGCAAUUCAAUCAAUCCCCUAGCGAGUUUAUCAAUCUCGCUCGUAAACAGGGCCUUUUGCUUUUACCAGGUGGUAACAACAACACCCGUGUUCUUCCUUCCUUGAACGUUAAGGACUCUGUCAUUGCUGACGGUUUGGAUAUCAUGGACGAUACCUUAAAGUACUUGUCAAAGUAAAUAAAUUUGAUUAGGUAGUUAAUUGUGGAAUUACGGAUGCGACCAUUUAGACUUAGAAUUGAUUAUAUAAACUAAUUAGAAGCACACAAAUUAUUUAGAGUCCAGGUUAACACUCUGUUAUGUUAUACAGAUGGACUUAGUUUAUUAUUGGUUUCUACUGUAAAUGGUUUCAUUUACUCUUACACUUGCUUUUAGGCGUUUUCUGAACAAAUUUUUGGUGACUAUAUUUUGAAAGAUACUUGACCUAGUUUGACGAGAUUGUAUAGGUCAAAAGUUCUUUUGAGAUACUAUCCGGUUAGAGAAAUACUAAUAAUAAUAAUAAAUUAUAUAUAUAAUUUG
Schizosaccharomyces octosporus yFS286 is the source of this 1679-nucleotide messenger RNA. RefSeq names its product acetylornithine aminotransferase. Gene Ontology annotation, cellular component: mitochondrial matrix. Gene Ontology annotation, molecular function: transaminase activity; identical protein binding; pyridoxal phosphate binding. The record is from RefSeq and is a predicted model, not a curated record. NCBI's taxonomy places the organism in Eukaryota, Fungi, Ascomycota, Schizosaccharomycetes, Schizosaccharomycetales, Schizosaccharomycetaceae. The transcript is spliced from 2 exons. The coding region runs from base 15 to 1340 and encodes 441 amino acids. Gene Ontology annotation, biological process: arginine metabolic process.